Molecule: messenger RNA, 1098 nt
Organism: Aspergillus steynii IBT 23096
Lineage: Eukaryota; Fungi; Ascomycota; Eurotiomycetes; Eurotiales; Aspergillaceae
Exons: 1
Coding region: 215-964 (249 amino acids)
Source: RefSeq, a predicted model, not a curated record
AACUCCAUCGCCAAUGCGCCAUCUCUACACACCUCUCCGCCCACAUCUUCGGGCUGCAUGUCGGUCUCACGACGUCCGCAAUCGGAGACUAAAACCAGCUGCCCUGCAUCGUUUAUUUCCCCUCACCAACACCACCGCGCUCCAUCGCCAUUCCAACUUACGUCAAUCCCCAAUUUACCUCGCCUUGCAACCCCCCGCCCACCCAACCCGCAGCAUGUCCUCCACCACCACAGCGCCCACGACAUCACCCACCGUCGAGCCUCGCUUCCAGCAGCUCUUCGAGACCCUGGAAGCCCGCUUCCGGAGCACCACCCCCUCCCUCCCCGCCGACAAAUGGCCCAUCCUCGCCAUCUCCAGCAUCGUCGCCGGCCCUGACCCGGAACGCUGCGACCAGCUGUACCUCUACCUCAUCAACCAAGAGCCCUACCGCACCCCAGAAGCCCGCCAGGCCCUGAUCCGCCGUCUGCGCGAAGCCCUCUUCAAAAGCAUCAUCAUCGUCGGCGUCUGCAAGCCCAUCGAGGCCAUCCUCGCCAUCAGCAAGCUCGAGCGUCCCGAGGAUAAAGAGUACAGUUUCACGCGCGGCGAGUGGCAGUGCGAUCAGGCGAACCACGACCGCGGCGUCGGGUGGUUGGAAAAGCUGUAUGCGCGCAACACGUCCGGCACGUUGGAUCUGUUCGCGGCGCAUCGGGAUUUCGCCUGGUUGUCGACGGAGAUUACGUAUGGGUUGUUUCUCUCUGAUAGGCAGGUUCUGGACGACUUGGAUACCCAGAUGGUGGUGCUCCCUGCGAUCAUGAGUCAGAAUUUGAAGGUCGAGACGCAUUGGCAUAUUCGCGGGACGAGACGGUUGGGGGUCCCCAAGGAGGAUGUGCAGGUUGUUUGGGAUGCGGUGCGGUCUGUUGCGGAGUUUUUUGGGUCGAGAUUGGAUAAGGUCCCGACUGUUGAACAGGUUGAGUAUGAUGUUUGAUUGGUUUGGGGUUGGAUGUAUGGGGGUUCUUUAUGGGUGGUAUGAUCAUAGAUGAGGCUGUUGAUCAGCUAGUCGCUUUCUUUCUCUUGGACAUUAUUUUGAGGUAUACAGGUUAUGGCUGAGAUGAAAUGUUA